AACGUUUACGUUUAGGUUUGUUGAUUUGUUUACAAAUGUAGCACGUCUUGCGGUACGUCCUGUGACCACCUAUUUAUCUACGUUCAUAACGUACAGAGAAUUUUAGCUUAUUUAACCGUACGUACCUGCAGUAAACAACCAACGAUGGACACCAUAUUAGAACAACAGAGGCGAUACCAUGAGGAGAGAGAGCGACUUAUGGCCGCUAUGGUGAAAGAAUGCCUUCACAAGAAGAGUUCAAAUCGGGAAACAAUCAACUCCGAUCAUCGCCACCGAAUAUUGUUAGAUCGUUAUGUUGAAAGUUCACAGCACUUGCGAGACCUGUAUGAAGACAAAGAUGGACUUCGCAAAGAAGAAGUGGCAGCAUUAUCAGGUCCAAAUGAACUGGCUGAAUUUUACAACAGGCUUAAGCAGAUUAAGGAGUUCCAUAAAAAACAUCCAAAUGAGAUAAGUGUUCCCAUGAGUGUGGAAUUUGAAGAAAUCAACAAGCAGCGAGAAGCUAAUGAUGAAAAUCUCGUUAUGGUAGACUUUACAGAUGAAGAAGGUUAUGGCAAAUACCUGGACCUGCAUGAAUGUUACAAUAAAUAUCUGAACAUCAAAGGUUUAGAGAAGAUUGAUUACAUUGGCUAUUUAACAAUAUUUGAUCGCCUAUAUGAGAUUUCAAAGGAUAAAAAGACAACCCAAUACCGGGAAUACCUUCAUGUUCUCUUGGACUACUUAUAUUCGUAUGUUGAAAGAGUGAAGCCCCUCCUUGAUCUUGGUGAAGAACUUGAUGCUGUCAAUAAAGACUUCAAUGAGCAGUGGGAGGCAGGAAGAUUUCCAGGUUGGCCUAAAGAAACAGGUGGUGCCUUGGCUGCUAUGGGAGCUCACCUUGAUCUUUCAGCAUUUUCAUCAUCAGAGGAACUUAUGUCCUUGGGUUUAGAUCGACUGAAAUCUGCGCUUAUGGCUUUGGGUUUGAAGUGUGGCGGCACACUCGAAGAAAGGGCCCAAAGACUCUUCCAAACAAAAGGGAUGUCAGUUGAAGAGCUUGAUCCAUCUCUCUUUGCCAAGUCAAAACCAGGAAAAGUAACAAAAGGAAGAGAAACUGAGAAAAUCAAAGAACUUGCCAUGCUAGAAGCUCAAGUCUAUAGGUUGACUGAAAUUCUUAGUGAACAACGGAAUUCAACAAAGGAAAAUGUACAGCGGAAACAGGCAAGAAGAGAUGGUGAGGAAGAAGAAGACGAAGAAGCUUCAGCAUCAGAGUCUGAGGAUGAGGGUGAUGAUGAAGUACCAUACAACCCAAAGAACCUUCCUUUAGGAUGGGAUGGGAAACCAAUUCCCUAUUGGUUAUACAAGUUACACGGUUUGAAUAUAAGCUAUAAUUGUGAAAUAUGUGGGAAUUUCACAUAUAAAGGUCCUAAGGCUUUCCAGAGACAUUUUGCAGAAUGGCGACAUGCUCAUGGGAUGAGAUGUUUAGGUAUACCAAACACAGCCCACUUUGCAAAUGUCACUCAAAUUGAAGAUGCUUUGAAAUUAUGGGAUAAACUGAAAGUCCAGAAGUCAUCAGAACGGUGGAUGUCUGAACAGGAGGAAGAGUAUGAGGAUUCACAGGGCAAUGUCGUUAAUAGAAAAACUUAUGACGACUUGAAGAGGCAAGGUCUCUUGUAGACUUUUGUGUUUGUAAAUAGAGGAAAAUAACAUUUGCAGAUUAUAUUUUGGUUAGGUAUGAUUUUAAAAUUUCAAUCAUAAGAUGAAUAUUAUUGUUUGAUGGUGUAGCUUAAGUUGUGUUUUUAUUCAGGAUGUUUGGAUGUCAGGUCAUUCAUCCAAAGGACAGGUAACCUGUGAGUAUAUCCAUAGCUUGGAAAAAGUUCCUUUACCAUGCUGAACUAGUUUUAGUUACCUUGAGUUGCUAUAAAUAAUUGAUGGGAAAAGUUCUGAGAAGGCAUUGACCAAGAAGUUUUUUUGAGGUCAUUUGACCUAGAAUUAUGAUGUUACUUUUAGUACUGUUUAUGUUUACUUGCAUAUACGUACUGUAUAAAAUAUGUAGAAAGGGAAGUUAUAUGGAACAUAAUACAGUAAUAAUAGUGAAAGAUAAAUAUCAAUCUGAAGAAUAAAGAAACAGUAAUUUGUGAACUGAAAGCUACAUUAUGAGAAAUGGACAAGGUUGUCAGUAUAUUUCAAUAAAUAAGGAUAUAACAGGUUAAACAAAAAAAAUCCAAAAAGGAUAUUUUCUUGUGCAAUAGUACAACAUAGCACUGCUUACAUCCAAUUGGUGCAAAGUAUGAUUUAAAUAGGUAACUUGAUUAUCACCUGAAGCAUAUGACCACUAAAUAAGUUUUCUCAAAUCUCCCCAACUUAAUAGUCUUUGUCCAAAACAGGAGAUAUAAGUAUGGUAGUCUCAUAGCGUGUAACCCACCUGGACCCAUCAAUCAUCUUCCUCACUUUUUGCAAGUCUGCUUCUCAAGUGAAGGGCUGUGAUUGAAGAACCCUAUUUCUUCAUGUAUAAGCUAAUUAAUUUUUUUUUUUUUUUUAUUUCUCUCCUUCAUGACAUCUCUCUUUCAUGACAUUAUGAAAAGUGCAAUUACUUGUUUGUCAGGACAUCUUCCUGAUACUCUGUCAGGUGCCGGAUAAUUGCCAAUAGGUACACAUUUUUUUUACCAUGAGAAUUAUUGUUUUUUUUCACCAUUUUGCAAAUUUGUUUGUUUUUACUUUUUCUCAUGUUUUGGUUUGUCUGGUAAUAAUAUUAAGCACUUACCAUUAAUUUGUUAGCAGUCAGAGGUAGGUUUUUCUUGACUAUUUCACUGGUUUCUAAACUAUUAUGAGCAAAGAGGCGUUAUUUUUGGAUAAUGUUCUUUAUACCCUUUUAUUACUGUAUUUUUGUUAACAAUUUAAAGGAAAGCCCCAACACUACAAUCAGUUUGGUUCUCAUAAGUUAUGUCAGUGUUCUUUUAUUUUGUGAUUCUUGUAUAAUUUUGAUGCUCGUAAUUGUUAUAUAUUUUGGAUUUCAAUCAGAUUUUUUUUUUAUUAAGUUGCAAUGCUUAUGUUGGUUAAACCAGCAGUUAUUUGUCACUUUUAUUAUUGUUAUGACCUUUGUUAAUGCUCUCUUUUUGCUGUGCCUCAGUGAAUUUGUAAAGGUCUUCUAGGUAAGGCCUGUUAUGCCUUUUAUGUUAUCUUAUGACAAGAAACCUGCAUGUCUUGUGCAGCACCUUCUGCUUCUUUAGGAUAUGGUAGCCCAGCCUCAACCCUGAAAGGUGCCUCAGUAGUUGCACUAGGUGGUCAAGGAAUUUUACGUUGGCAAUUUCUGCUUCACCUGCAUUGAAGGAAGUCUUUGGAUAGUUCACUAGCUUCAUCCAACUCUCCUGCCCAGUCAUCUGUGCUUCUGCCCAGCCUGCUGCUCUUCCUGUCUGCUCAACAUCUUCUCUACCCCAGAUAUGCCAUACCUACUUACUACCCUACCUUCUCUACAUAUGCUCUGCUGCUUGGCUCCCAUUCAGCCUACAGACCCUGCAGUUAACAUACUUUUUUUUAGAAAGAUUUUUACCUGUCCUGACUUGAGGAUACUUUGUUCGCUUUUAAGUUCUGUGUAAUUCAGCAAAUAUUGAGACAAAUGAUGGAUGCUACUCUACACAUUCUGCUGUGCCUGAGUCUCCAGCAGUGGGUGCACUUUGGAGUAUUAACUGCUCCUCAUCUAGUGAUUACGUCUGUAGCAUUUACUGUUUUACAGCUGAAACAAGAACAACCUAUUUUAGGAAUCCAUUAUAAGAGGAGACCCAAUUGCCACUUUAGGAGACCCUCUUUGUCAGAGUAGCGUCAGCAGCUGCCGAGAUUGAGAGACUGCGUCCAUAUUGUUUACAUCCAGUCUUGGUUGUCCCACUGAAGAUGACAAUGAUAUCGUGACCUGGACAGUGUCAGCAAGAAGGGAUUUGUAACUGUGCUGAGCUUAAAUUGCUCACAUUAAGGUAGUUGUCUACCUUUUUGUUAAUGUGAGGAAAAAGCUGGACUGUGAAGUUCUCUCCAAGCUUACUAGAUUCAUUCUUGUUCCUGAAGAGUUACUAGAGCAUCAAUCUUCAAUAUGACCAGUACAGCAUCUCUGGUCUGUUAAGAAAGACAAUGUAGUGGCGUGGGUGCGUGGUCUUUGACCAGUUUUCACCCGAUAUACGCAUGCAUUGUCAGAUCUCACAAGAUUCCUUGCUUUUCACCUGUGAUUUAACCGGAUCCAGCUAGGCGCUAGAAAAUUGUCCUAUUGUUAAGACUUCAGGUUUGUAGAGAUUUGUAGCUUUGAAAAAUACAAAUUGUUUUGGGAAAUUUGUCAUUUUUCACACAAGAAACUCUGAGUAAAUGCUACCAGGUAUAUGUUCUAGAUGAACUUCUACUUUCAGUAGGUCAGCUACUGUUAGACGAUGGUAAUGGUGGCCCUUUUAGCUAAGGAAAGAGGAUGGCUUAACUCAAAAUUUCAAUUUGAGUCCUUUUGUUUUCCAAAUUGGGUACAUAUAAUUCAUGGGUUUAUGGAGAAAUAAAUAAAGUUUUAAUAACUUCUAAUUGGUGAAAAUCAUCAUUCAGAUCCAUCUGUCACAUAGUGAGUUUCUCCCAGUUUGGAAAGUGAUUAAUGGGUAUCUGAUGUUCAGUUGGCAUAUACCCCUUGAGCCUACCAUACUGCUGUUCAUAUGUUGGUUAAAUAUCAUUCAAGACCACAAAUGGUUUAAGAGAAAUAUCUAGACUAGAUAAACUCAGCCUCUGGUAAAUUGUCAUAAACAAUUGAUUAAUGAAGAGGGGUUUAUGUAUAAAAGUUAUUUUAAUGGAAGUACUAUAUCUUUUGGAUAAUUAUCUAUUGUAUCAGUAGUAAAUUCUUUGUAUGAAUGUUAUGUAUGUGAAUCUUGUAAUUUUGAAAAUACAUAAUGUGAAAAUUUCUCAAAAGAA
Messenger RNA from Macrobrachium nipponense, 4896 nucleotides. It is a transcript of the gene noi, whose product is annotated as splicing factor 3A subunit 3-like. NCBI's taxonomy places the organism in Eukaryota, Metazoa, Arthropoda, Malacostraca, Decapoda, Palaemonidae. The record is from RefSeq and is a predicted model, not a curated record. Gene Ontology annotation, molecular function: zinc ion binding; RNA binding. The transcript is spliced from 5 exons. Gene Ontology annotation, cellular component: spliceosomal complex; nucleus. Gene Ontology annotation, biological process: mRNA splicing, via spliceosome. The coding region runs from base 145 to 1647 and encodes 500 amino acids.